Messenger RNA from Malania oleifera, 3284 nucleotides. Its product is annotated as receptor-like protein 7. The record is from RefSeq and is a predicted model, not a curated record. Gene Ontology annotation, molecular function: protein binding. The transcript has a single exon. Lineage: Eukaryota; Viridiplantae; Streptophyta; Magnoliopsida; Santalales; Ximeniaceae. Bases 36 to 3143 code for a protein of 1035 amino acids.
CUCAAUCAUAUUCUUCUUCUUUAUUUCUCCAGUUAAUGCAGAUGGGGUACUGGAGGCUUCAACCAUCAUCUCAUCUACCCUCCAUAAGCUGCUCCUACUUCCUCCUCUUCAUAUUCUUCAAUUCCCAAUUCCCAAUCUCCACUUGUUUCUCUCCGUUCCUCCCCUUCUCCUCCUCAAUUAAUCACUCUUCUUCUUCUUCUUCUUCUUCUUCUUCUUCUCCUCCUCCUUUCGGUGCACGCAUAUUAUGCCCUCAGGAUGAGAAUGCUGCUUUGCUCCAAUUUAACCGAUUGUUUUUCAUUGAUGUGCAUGCUUCUCAGGAAUGUGAAGAUUCUGGUCAGAAUUCAUACCCAAAGACGAGGUCUUGGAAGGAGGGUAGUGAUUGCUGCAACUGGUUCGGAGUCACCUGUGAUUGGGUCACCGGUCACGUCGUUGGCCUCGACCUUAGCUGCAGCCAGCUUUCUCUUAAGGGUACCGUCUUCCCCAGUCCUAAUAGUAGUAGCAACAGCACCUCCCUCUUCUCCCUUCACCAUCUCCGCAGCCUCAAUCUCGCCCACAACGACUUCAAUUGGUCUCCUGUCUCAGCCGAGUUUGGGCUCCAACUUACCAGUUUGACCCAUCUUAACCUCUCCCACUCUGUAUUUGCAGGCCCCAUUCCCACCGAACUAUCCCACCUUUCCAAAUUGAUUUCCCUUGAUCUCUCUUCCAAUGCUUUACUGAGAUAUGAACCUCAAAGCUUCAAAAGGCUCCUUCACAAUCUGACUGAAAUCAGAGAGCUAUUUCUUGCCGGAGUUGACAUGUCUGGAGUUACCCCUGUUAAUUCCUUCGUGAAUCUAUCUUCUUCUCUCACAUCUCUCAGUCUCCGGAAAUGUGAACUGCAAGGAGAACUCCCAAUUAGCCAUAAUAUUCUCAGCCUACCAAACCUAGCGAAGCUCGAUCUUUCCAAUAACCCAUCCCUCACCGGUCAUCUUCCAGAUGUUGUUUACAACACCAGUUCCCUCGUUUGGUUGGAUCUGUCUUAUACUGGAUUUUUCGGAGAAUUGCGCAAUCUUAAGUCCCUAAAGUAUCUAAGUAUCUCCAGCUGCAACUUCUCUCGUGCAAUUCUUUCGUCCCUUGGUCCUAGCCUUAACCAACUCACCCAAUUGUAUCUUGCAAAUAACAAUUUGAGUGCUGGAUUCCCAUCAUUAAUAUCCAACCUGUCACAGCUCCAAGUACUUGACUUCUCUUAUAAUAACCUAGGGUGUCUUCUUCCUUCUCAACCAAUUAUGUACUUUUCACAUCUCACAGUGCUCGAUUUAUUUGGUAACUCUCUCUACGGCAAAAUACCAUCUUGGUUGUUUGCUCUACCAUCCUUGCAACGGUUAGAUCUGAGUUGGAAUCAACUUACUGGUCCCAUUCCUAAGUUUCAAUCUUUUUCAUUUGUGAGGAUAGAUUUAUCACACAACAAGCUCUAUGGUCCCAUCCCAAACUCAAUCCUCAAGCUCCUCAACCUAAUAUAUCUUGAUCUUUCAUCAAAUAAUUUAGGUGGCAUCUUAGAGCUCAAAUUUUUCUCUAUCUUGAAAAACCUCGAGUUUCUUAGUAUUUCAAACAACAAUUUGUCAUUGACUGAAACUGACAACAUCAACCUUUCCUUCCCCAAUUUGACUGAACUACGUUUGUCCUCUUGCAACAUAAGGAAAUUUCCAAAUCUAAGAGGCUUAAAGAACCUAAAAUAUUUGGACCUAUCUACUAACAAAAUCGCUGGAGAGAUCCCGAAAUGGGCAUUCAACAUGUGGAGUAAUUCACUGACCCUUUUAAAUCUUUCUCAUAACUUUUUGACACGUGUAGAUAAACUUCCUUGGAAGAAUUUAUGGUUCCUUGAUUUUCAAACCAACAUGAUUCAAGGAUCAUUCCUAAUUCCACCAUCCUCCAUGGAAUACUUUUUUAUCUCAAAUAAUCAACUAACAGGAGAUAUUCCUUCUUUGAUUUGUAAUGCAAGCUCCCUUAGAGUCCUCAAUUUAUCCAACAACAGCUUGGGUGGCAUGAUUCCACCAUGUUUGGGAAACUUUAGUCAUUUUCUUUCAGUUUUAGAUCUUCGUAUGAAUCAAUUUAAGGGUACCAUUCCUGACACUUUUGCAAAGGGCAGCACCUUAAGAAAUCUUGGCCUGAGUAGCAAUCAACUAGAAGGAAAAUUGCCGCAAUCUUUGGUCAAUUGUAUGGAGUUGGAAGUUCUAGACCUUGCAAACAACAAAAUAGUUGACACGUUCCCCUAUUGGUUGGGAAGCCUCCCAAAGUUGCAUGUCCUUAUCUUGCGGUCCAACAAAUUUCAUGGCCCCAUAGGGUCCAUAGGGAGCAGUUCGAAGACUCAAUUUUCCUUAUCCGAGUUGUGCGUCGUUGACUUGUCUUCAAAUAAUUUUAGUGGUAAUUUGCCAUUAAAGCAUUUUGAAAGCUGGAAAGGCAUGAUGAAUGUGGAUGAAUCUAAAUACAAAUUGCAAUAUAUAAGUACAAAUGCUUAUUAUCAAGAUUCCAUGGUGCUAACGAUGAAAGGUUCUGAUUUUCGCAUGGAGAAAAUUCUGACAAUCUUCACAAUGAUUGAUAUGUCAAAUAAUAGUUUCAAUGGGAAGAUUCCAAAGUCAAUUGGAAAGCUUAAAUCACUUCGAGGACUCAACUUUUCACACAAUAGUCUUACAGGUGAUAUUCCAAUGUCACUGGGAAAUUUGACAACACUUGAAUGGUUGGAUUUAUCUUCAAACAACCUUGGCGGUGAGAUUCCUAAGCAAUUGGCAAGUUUGUCAACUUUAGGAGUCUUAAACCUCUCCCAAAACCAACUGUUUGGGCCCAUACCUCGAAGCACCCAAUUUGAUACAUUUUCAAACUCUUCAUAUUCUGGAAACUUGGGAUUGUGCGGGUUUCCACUAUCGAAAACUUGCAGAAAUGAUAAUGCGACAACACCAACAUCUUUUAUGUUCCAACAAGAUGAUGACUCACACUCUGUAAGUGGAUCCUUUUGGGAAGCGGCAUUGAUUGGAUAUGGUUUUGGAAUUGUGUUUGGAUUGGUUGCUGGGUUUUUUAUGUUUUUAACUGGAAAACCUAAUUGGUUCGUUCACAUCAUUGAGGGGGUUGAAAAGAAGAAGGUGAAAAGAUUGAGGAGAAGUGGUUGCAAGUAGGGACUAAGAAGAAUUUCAUUUUGAAUGUUUUUAACUAGUGAGUGAUGCAAACCUUAAUAUAUAUAUCUUGCACUAUUUAAUUAUCGGGCUAUAUAUGCAAUAUGUUUCUUGAAGAUAGUAUGUAAUUCAAGCUUGUCUUAA